Molecule: messenger RNA, 1785 nt
Organism: Salvelinus fontinalis (brook trout)
Lineage: Eukaryota; Metazoa; Chordata; Actinopteri; Salmoniformes; Salmonidae
Product: V-type proton ATPase subunit B-like
Exons: 4
Coding region: 516-740 (74 amino acids)
Source: RefSeq, a predicted model, not a curated record
AACGUUACAGAACUACCCACCACCAACGGACCAAGCAGCGUGGCAACGAGGAGCAGAGGGUUCAGGCCUCCUGGACUUGGGAGGAGAAAUUGGACGACAUCAUUCACCCCAUCCCUAACCUGACAGGAUACAUCACCGAGGGACAGAUCUACGUGAACAGACAGCUGCAUAACAGACAGAUCUAUCCUCCCAUCAACGUUCUGCCGUCUCUCUCUCGUCUGUUGAAGUCAGCUAUCGUAGAAGGGAUGAAACGCAUAGACCACUCGGAUGUCUCCAACCAGCUGGCAUACACACACACACACACACGCACACACGCACACACACAUGCACACAUGCACACAUGCACACCCGCACGCACGCACGCACGCACGCACGCACGCACGCACGCACGCACACACACACACACACUCACUGCUAAACAACGUUCAGCACUUCUGCUAGUAAAAUCUGUGAUCGUGUAUGUGUGUUUGUAUAUAUAGUUUGCGUGUUAUGCUAUAGGUAAGGACGUGCAGGCGAUGAAGGCUGUGGUGGGAGAGGAGGCUCUCACGCCUGAUGAUCUGCUCUACCUGGAGUUCCUACAGCAGUUUGAGAAGAACUUCAUCGCCCAGGGAGCCUAUGAGAACAGGACUGUGUUUGAGUCGCUGGACAUCAGCUGGCAGCUGAUGAGAAUCUUCCCCAAAGACAUGCUGAAGAGAAUCCCUCAGAGCACCCUGGCAGAGUUCUACCCCCGCUUGAAGUAAUGAUGACAACAUAGAGAGGCACAGUGACUUACACACCACUCAAGCCCUUCCCUCUUCUCUCUCUCUCUAUAUAUGGGUGUAUCUGUUCUAACAUUGACAUUUCUGUACUGUCUGUAUCGUAAUGACUAGUACCGAUACUGUCACUCCAGCAGACUACACUAUGCUAUGUUUCUGCACACACACAGACAACAUCUUGCCCUAACCAUUAAGCCUGUAUGAACCAGAGAAGUAGGAUAAGCACAUGAUGGAGAUCUUAGUUUCUAAGCCAGAGAGAUUCUCUCUGACCAGCAGAGCCAAGUAGCCUGGUACUAGGACCUGGAGGUUUCCCUGGUCAGAUCACAUGGUUAGGAAAACCUCCUGGCCCUAGCCGUUGGAUGUACUGGAUGGAUGGAUGUACUGGAUGGAUGGAUGGAUGGAUGAAUUGAUGGUCGGUGAAUGGCGUGUCAGAAGUCAGAGGGAUGGUGUGGUGUGUAUUUAAGACGAUAUGUAGAUGCACUGUAGAUCAGUGAUGAUGCAGUGAUGAUGCAUGUGUAUGACAGAUGAGAUUACGCCGAACAGCACGUUUCACUCAGUGAUGUUUUUGACAUUUUCAAUGGUCUUUUGUUAUGACCAGAAUGUUGCCUGUGUGUUGUUGCUGCUGGUAUGUUUUGAAGAGAUCAGUGCUGUUUUUGCAGUGUCAAUCCAAAUGCUUAAACUUACUUUCGUAUAUGAACUAAAACCAGACACGCAACUUAACAGAUGCCUAUUGUUAUUCCUGCCUAUUUAACUAUAUGUGCCAUCUAUAUAUUUCUCUAUAUUGUGUGUGAUAUUGUAGCUGCUCCUUCAACAUGCACACUGUGGUUUAGUAAUGACGAUGUCUUGUUAUUUACAGUGAAGACUUCUAGAGCAGAUGGAUAUAUUUCUGUUUGUUUCUCGAUAUUCUUUGGAAUAUAUUUUGGUAUAUGUCUCCAUUUCAGUAUGGUUGUUUAGUGUAGUUUCGGUCUAAAUGCACACAUGACAGCUCAGCUUUUUGGAAUGUGUCUGUACAGUAAAGGAAAAUACGCUG